Messenger RNA from Aureobasidium pullulans EXF-150, 1437 nucleotides. RefSeq lists its product as uncharacterized. NCBI's taxonomy places the organism in Eukaryota, Fungi, Ascomycota, Dothideomycetes, Dothideales, Saccotheciaceae. The record is from RefSeq and is a predicted model, not a curated record. The transcript has a single exon. The coding region runs from base 98 to 1255 and encodes 385 amino acids.
UUAGUUUCGGUAGCAGCCUCUUAUCAGAGCAUGAGAUUCUCUUCGCCGACCUUCUGCUAGUCUCGCAACCUUGAAAGAAUCAUCAACUAUCGGCGAGAUGUCAUCCUUUUUCUCGUCGCUCCCACUGGAGUUGAAACUGAAUAUCGCCGAACACGCAUCACCAGGAGGCGCGGCUCUUCUCGCCCUCACGACCACAGACCUGUACUACAGUCCUAAGUUCAGUCGAGUAUGGAGACCAUAUCAAGAUACAAAAGCCUUCCACAGAGAACUGCUGAGUGUUUUGGCAAAGGACGUUCCAAGUCUUACUUAUUGCGACUACUGCUGUCGAUUCCAUCCGCGAAGGAGUACACACAAGAUCUGCAUGGACCCAUUCAGACAUUCUUCUUGUCCCGGUAAGACCAGUGGAAUGUGGCUGCACUAUUUCCCCUGGCAUUUCCAUAUCCAGUUCGAGGAUGUGUAUAAAGUCAUGAGUCGACAUCGCUGGGGGCCACAGCAUGGAGAAGCUUUGGACUCGUUGACUGUACAUACGGGUUGGCGGCCACUGCACAUGCGCGUCGGGAUUGGUUUGCAAAAACUUGAUGUCACGCCUCUGAUCAUCGACGACUCGCUCGUACUCGAAACGACACAAAGGAUAUGGCACGAUGGUCAACAAAAGCACAUGCUUCGAACCAACCUUGCACGCCAUCCAUUCAGAUGCUGUCAACAUUGGAAUGAUGGUUGUCACUCGCCAACACAGGUUCCCUCCAACGCUUUCAGUGACUUCGUCGAGACCGAGAUAAUGCAGAAAAACCCACAUCCAUCUGCUCGUCGUACUCGAUAUCCGCAAAGAUGUACCCGCUGUUUGACCGAAUACACAUUCAGUGCGUGGAACCACGGCGAGCGUGGUAUCGAGAUAGCAAUGCAAACAUGGUCCAACUUGGGACCUUGCGAAGAAAGAACCAGCAUAGAAUGGUCGAUUGCAGCAAGCAAUAGCAGCAACAACAACAACAACAACGAUAGAGACAGGCGCCUGAUUUUCGUCGCGCAAAGGCCCAGAUACGUUAGUACUCUGACCAAGAACUAUCUUACCAAAGAAUGCGACACCGAGAUGUAUCAGCCGAUACUGGGAGAUGCUAGCAGGGAGUAUGAGGCUUUGGUAACAAAGGGAUGGGAUCCUGUACAGCUCCAGAAACUACUGCCAUUGUCUUGGCCAUCCGUCGCAAAGAUUAGACAACAAGUUCUGAGAUCAAUGAGUGGGCAAUGGGCGGCGACUUGAUGGUAUGGUCUGUAACGUUUCGAAUCCAAGACACACCCCAACUUGUGGAUGAGCUCAGGUACUCGUGAGUACCAAAAUCGUAUGAGCGCAGUACCGGAUAAUUUAUUCAUAACUUUUCCUUAUGCUUUGAGCUUUCCACUAGGACAACUGCCGAGAGCUGUAGAUUCGAUAAGACAGAACAU